AUGCCUGCAGACUACCAGUCCACCGUGAGAGCAUUGUCUCUGUCGCCUAAUUCUCCAGACCCGAUAGCGUCCCCCAGCAGCGAUGUCCAUCCGCCUUGGAGCCGCGCUGGCAGGCACACUUCGGGCAGAUCCAAUGCUCAGCCUGCAAGCGCUUGGGGCCAAAUUGUCCAUCGUGGAACAGAGCUGUAUCAACGUAUGAAUACAAUGUGGGAAGAGAUGAGUCUGCCGAAGAAGAUUGCCACCGUUGUCGCAUCAUUGUUCGUCGGCGCAUCAGGUAUUGCCUUCUUGGUCUUAUCAGGGAAGCUGUUCGUCUGGCUUGGCUCGGUCGCGGAAGAGUGGGAGAAAUCUUGGCUCGCGGCCUUCGUUCUAUGGCUAUGUGUCUUUUUUGUCUCUUUCCCCCCGUUGGUGGGUUGGUCGACUUUUGGAACAGCGGCUGGUUUAAUCUUUGGUGUAUGGAAAGGAUGGCUUAUCUAUGCCUCCGCAUCAAUUCUCGGAUCAACUGCCUCCUUUUAUGUUUCGCGGACCAUCCUAUCUGGAUUCGUCAAUCGCCUUAUGGAACGCGACAAAAGAUUUGCUGCGCUAUCCCUGACACUGAAGUAUGAUGGUCUCAAGCUCCUUUGUAUGAUUCGUUUAUGUCCCCUGCCAUAUUCAAUUUGCAACGGAGCUGUGUCCACAUUCCCCACAGUGCAGCCUUUGAUGUACGGGCUUGCCACAGCGAUCAUCUCUCCCAAGUUGUUGGUUCCUACGUUCAUUGGAAGUCGGAUUCGUUUGCUCUCUGAAAAGGGCGAAGAGAUGAGCGCGGGAUCGAAGGCCAUAAAUAUCUGCAGUAUUAUCGUUACAGUCAGUAUUGGAAUAUUUACCGGCUGGUACAUCUACCAAAGAACUUUGGCUCGUGCCAAGGAGCUCGAAGCCAAGGAGCGCGAAGAUAUUCGCAAUUCUCUUGAAGCUGACCACGCAGCACAUCGCCCGCAUCACGCAUUCUCUGAAGAUCCUGAUGUGAACAAAGCGGCCACUACCCUUGCGCUCGACGAGGAAGAACGCAUUGGAUUCACCGAUGACGACAAUGUCGAUUUGGUUUUGGGUGACGAUAGUGAUAGCGACCAACCGGGUUGGAAGAGCUCGAACAGGCGGUCAUACCACGACGAGUUCACUGAUAAUGACUCGGAUGGAUUUGCCGAAGGAAACGAGACGUAUGGUCUGCACACUCAUGUCCGAUCUAGCUGA
Penicillium nucicola is the source of this 1224-nucleotide messenger RNA. Its product is annotated as TVP38/TMEM64 family protein. The coding region runs from base 1 to 1224 and encodes 407 amino acids. Gene Ontology annotation, cellular component: Golgi membrane. Gene Ontology annotation, biological process: mitotic spindle elongation; vesicle-mediated transport. The record is from RefSeq and is a predicted model, not a curated record. Lineage: Eukaryota; Fungi; Ascomycota; Eurotiomycetes; Eurotiales; Aspergillaceae. The transcript has 3 exons.